This is a messenger RNA of Lates calcarifer (barramundi perch), 3565 nucleotides long. It is a transcript of the gene baiap2l1a, whose product is annotated as BAR/IMD domain containing adaptor protein 2 like 1a. Gene Ontology annotation, cellular component: nucleoplasm; cytosol. The record is from RefSeq and is a predicted model, not a curated record. Gene Ontology annotation, biological process: plasma membrane organization; positive regulation of actin filament polymerization; actin crosslink formation. Lineage: Eukaryota; Metazoa; Chordata; Actinopteri; Centropomidae. The coding region runs from base 285 to 1727 and encodes 480 amino acids. Gene Ontology annotation, molecular function: protein binding. The transcript has 14 exons.
CUCCUUCCUCAUCAUCACUCUUCCCUCUAAACGCACUGGGGAAGUCUCUCGGUGUCCCAGUCAGUGCGUGUCCUCCGCCGGCUGCCUCUGCCUCUGCCGCUGCUGUUGCUGCCGCUGCUGAGCGUCGCUGUGCCCGCACAUGCACGGAGUGAGGGUGCAGGUCCGACCGUGGGAUUUAUUAUUGAACACCUGGAUUACAAAGCACCAUUUCUAUUUUUCUCUUUGUUGUUGUUGUGUUUUUUUUCUCUGACUUCUGGGCUUGAGGAAAAAAAAAACCUGACACCAUGUCUCGGGCUCCAGAGGAUGUGAGCAAGCUUACUGAAAGUACAUACAAGAAUGUGAUGGAGCAGUUCAACCCAGGCCUGAGGAAUCUGGUCAACCUCGGGAAGAGCUAUGAGAAAUCAGUCACAGCGAUGACUCUUGCUGGGAAGGUCUAUUUUGAUGCAGUCUCAAAGAUCGGAGAGAAUGCUAUCGUGUCUCCAGUCUCCAGAGAGCUUGGUGUGGUUCUAAUGGAGAUUGCGGAAGCCCACAGGAAGGUCUAUAUUGAACUUGAAGAGAACUUCAAGAGGUUUCACAGAGAGAUCAUCACCGAGCUGGAGAAGAAGACAGAGAUGGAUGUGAAGUACAUGAAUGCCACCUUCAAGCGCUAUCAGUCAGAGCACAAGCUGAAGCAGGACUCCCUGGAGCGCUCGCAGACAGACCUGAAGAAGCUGAGAAGGAAAAGCCAGGGAAAGCACUCAUCCAAGUAUGAGAUAAAAGAGAACGAGUAUUUGGAGACUGUCUCAUCACGCCAGAUGGACAUGCAGAAGUUCAUCGCUGACGGCUGCAAGGAGGCCUUGCUGGAAGAAAAGAGACGGUUCUGUUUCCUGGCCGACAAACACUGCAUGUUCUCCUAUCAAAUUAGCAACUUCCAUGAGAAAGCCAAAGAGAUGCUGGCCAUGAAGCUCCCCACCUGGCAGGAAAAGUGCAGCGACAUCACCAAGGUGCCGGACACGGUGGCGACCAUGAUAGAGGAGCUGUCCGUUACUCCAGAGCAAUCACCACUGGUUGAACGCUGCAACAGGAACAACGUGGAGUCAAUGGUUCCACCUCCGGCACCACCGCUAAAGGCUCAAAUAAGUCCGCUGGCCAAUAUGUUCAACCCAGAGCCCAGAUCUCCGCUCACCUCCUCUUCAGACCACAACUCAGACCAGGGCAGUCUUGGAGAGGUCAGUCUGUCCCGGUCGACGUCCCAGUCGUCUGGUCUCAAUGUGGGCAGGAGACCCCGCGUCAGGACCAUCUUUCCCCACACGUCGGGCAACAACGACACACUCCUCAGCUUCGACGAUGGGGACAUCAUCACCCUGCUCAUCCAGGAGGAGAAGGACGGCUGGCUGUACGGAGAGCUGGAGAAGACAAGCAAGCGGGGCUGGUUUCCCUCAUCUUACUGCAGACCUUAUACUGAGCCAGUGAAAGCAAACAGCAGCAAUCAGAGCACGCCAGUGCGCAGCCUGAGUGUGGCCAGUCUGCCAGAGCAGGAGGAGGAGGAGCCGGUGUUGAUUCCCCCGCCAGACUACAGCGAUGACCCCCCCUCUAGCCCAGUGGUCCCCUCAAUGCCCUCACCACAGAACACAGUGUCUUUAGUCAAUGGGACUGCAAAGGCUCCUUUUCUAGGAGGAGGGAAUCCGUUUGCCACAGUCAAGCUGAGGCCAACUGUCACAAAUGACAGAUCAGCACCGCACAUCUAACAUGGAGGAGGAGAAUUUUCACCGCUGUCAUGCCUUCAAGGGAAUCAUGCAACAUGGGACCCCUGCGACACAAUGAAUAUCACCCCAACCUGACAUCUCACCAGCCUGCAUGCUAGUCUCUCUCAGUACCAGUCUGCUAUAUUAAAGGGAUCCAUUGUCUCUUGGCAUAAGUGUGUAUUACUGUGCCAGUGUGUGUUUUACAUUAGCCACAACAGUGAAAUACUGCAUAAUCAACACAUGGAGAAACAGGAUAUUCUGAAAAACUUUGUAGUGAAAAGAAAAUGUUUCAAGAUGUUAUGCAUUCAGUCUGUGGUUGUGUCAAAGUAAUACUGUAAUUCAACCCAAAAUGAAAAUUUAGGCUUUGUUCAAUCACCGCCAUGUCACAUAAAGUUGUAAUCGAUCAACAAUUACUUGCAUUUCCUGUGGCUGCUUCACAAUAAAAGCCACCCUGCGUAUUACCAGUUGAAUAUCUUUAAUGUGAAGCAGCAGCAGUAGGAAACGUUCAGUUUGCAUUAACUUAAAAAAGCUCUAAGACAGUGAAUAGUCAGCAUUUACAAGCAGUUUCCAACAAGAUAAAAUUGCACUGGACUACAUGCAUGCAUAGUUUUCUGAGAAUCCCUUGUCCAUAAGUAGUCAGUCAGAACUGGGUGUGGAUUUUUAGUGGCGGAGUCGGGCCAUUAACUUUAAACUUUGAUGAAAAAUCUAAAACCAGAAAACACUUUGUCUCAGCUCUGUAACAAUUGCAAAGGGUGAAAAAAAAAUAUUAAGGUGGUUUCUGGAGAAACUUUAGAAGUCAACAGUGUAAUAUGAGGCUGAGACAAAGUUACUGGAGGUUUUGGGGAGUCUAGUGGUCCCAUAAAUAUCUAAGGACUUUUUACUUACAUUUGAAAAUGGAGAUAAAACCUGCAUCUUCAUUUUGGGGUGAACUCUCCCUUUAAGAUUGUCUCUUUGAGGAGAAGUUCUCAGACAGUGUCUUGAGGUCUUUUCAGGCUUGUUUUGUGCUGCAGUCAGUGCAGUGUUUUAACACAGAAUGAGGAGAACCAGAUGUAAAUGAUAGUGACCUGAUGCUGAUGAAACAGACCAGCACCUUGGCCGUCUUCCUGACUUGCCAAAAAAAUAUAUACAUUGUUAUUUCUAUUUUUAUUAUGAUUAUUUUUGUCUUUCUUUUUUUAAAAAGAGGCAUUGUGUAUACGGAGGUUGUGAGAAUGAAGGGAGAGUGACGUGUUGGUAAAAGGGUUUGUCAUUUGAGCAAAGGCAAAACAGUAUGUCACAGUUUAAAAUGAGAAGGCUAUUUAUAUUCAAUAAGUUUGUAUGAGAUAUUUAAGUAAAGUAUGUAUACAAAAGUCCAUUCUGUUAAGGUGCCCCCUUUAAACACUGUGCUCAAUAAGAGCCAUGGAUCCCAGGCUGAUUUUGAUUUGACUGCUGGUAUGUAUUUUAUAUGGGUAAAAUGACCUUUUGAUGAACGGAAUAUUUUUCACUACUCAUGGUUCCACUGUUGUUUAAUGUAGUUUAUGUGAGCACAGUUUAUGCAAAAUUACAGAUGUACCUUACUGGUAGACAUUUGAAUUGUAUGUGAAUAUGGUGGGUCAUUGUUUGAACUCAACAAGGUAUUAAAAAGGACUUUUUUUGCCAUGUAUUUGCUUUACAGGAUGUAAAUGUAUGAUGAGGAACUGAUUGAUGAAUCUGUUUAUUGAUCCUCAUAGAUCCACUAAUGAUGUGUAUAAGUGAACCCAUCAUACUGACAUAGUUAAUGCCACACGCUUUCUUCAGAGUACCUUGCCACUGUGUUGACUAAUGUAGUCUUUUUUUUCUCAAUAAAACACCAUAAAGUAAAAGUC